Mytilus californianus (California mussel) is the source of this 2165-nucleotide messenger RNA. RefSeq lists its product as uncharacterized. Lineage: Eukaryota; Metazoa; Mollusca; Bivalvia; Mytilida; Mytilidae. The coding region runs from base 407 to 1861 and encodes 484 amino acids. The record is from RefSeq and is a predicted model, not a curated record. The transcript has 2 exons.
GGAAUCUGUUUGGAUUAGAAUGAAAUGUAAGUGGAGUUUUUACUGCAGGAAAAUCAAUAAGAAAAAGCCAGUACAACCAGACAACUAUCUAUAGUUAUAUGCCAAGCAGUGAAAGAAUAAAAAAUCCAAGAGAAAAUCUGUUAAAUAAUUAUUGAAGAUGGCUAGUUUGAGCUAGGAGUGUUUAUCCCAAUCAAUACUAUGUUUUAGAAAGCAUUGACAGACGAGAUUAACAGAAUUAUAUUGUUCUUCUAAUUAACAUAAGCAUAGGAUUGAUUAUAGGGUUAAAUACAAGAGGAAAUUAAUUCAACCUUGCAAGGAUGAACGUUCAAGAAGGAACAGUUAUCAGAGAUAAAUGAGAUUGGAUUAAUGUAUACAGAUUUAGGAGGUUCACAUCUUAAUUAUCUGUAUGUCACGAUGGAUUUUAGACCUCAAUGUUAAAGACAGAUACAAGCAGUUGAUGAGAAACAUGUUAUGCGCAUGCGGCAACGAAUCUACAGAUAGUGGACCAAUAAUCGACAUAGAUCAAGUGUUACAAGACUACGCAUGGCGAGAAUUAAAGCGAGACGCACGAUGGUAUCAGAGUCCACUGUUACGUCGAUCUUUUUAUGAAAUUGAAAUCCCCUGGAAUUUCUAUGAAUUUAUACAUAAAACUGUUAACUUUAGUUUGCGAAACAAUAAUCAUAUAUCGUCAGACGGUUUGAAGAAUCGUAAACAGGUUGAAUUAUUUUCAACACAAUACGAAAACAACACGGCAAAAGAUCAAGUGUAUAAUUUGAAAACAAACAGACAAACACAGGCUCGAACAUACGUUUCUUUUCAGAAAGGUUUUGCUAUAAAGGGAAAGGCAAAUUUCAGUAUUGAUAUCCCAGAGCGAUUCGGUCACUGCGGAGUUACAGCUAGUGCUAGCGGAAAAUUGAAAGUAACGAAAAUCAGAGGGGAGAGUUUGGAAGAAAUGUUUGCAUGGCAAGUUGAUAGUGAUAUAACUGUUGAUCCAUAUCACGUGACCAAUGUUAAACUUGUAGUCACAGAAGAUGAGUUCGUUGCAGACUUUGAAAUUAAAACCACGAUGCGGAUGCCUACUGGCGAAGCGCCGAUAAUUCUGAAACGAAAGCGGGACAAUCACAUACAAGCAGUACUUCUCAUAUCAGACUUACACGAAGCAUUUUCUGAUUUAAGCAACACAGUCGUGAACUUUGUAAAAUCAGAAUCAACUGGUUCAUCAAAGGGAGUGGUUGAAUUCUGCACGACCGGAAUUCUUGACAGCGUUCGAUGGCGAGACCAACGAAUUACCAUUGAAUCAAAACCUCUAUCUCCAUCGAUUACAGAGGCAGCCGAUCUUCUGUAUGAUAUACCCCUCUAUGCCAAAGACAUAUACAGCCAAGUAAUCAAACAUGCAACCAAGGAAAAGGAAAAUCGAAUAGACAUGUAUACACAAGAUCAAAUCAAUCAAGGUGCUUCUGCUUCGUUGUCGAAAACGGAAACACGUGAUUUGCGAUUAAACAUAAUUCCAAAAAUCAUCACCGAAGGACCAGAUUCAGACGUAUUUUUUAAAGAUUCGGAAAUAUCUAUGGGUGAUGCAAUUACAGCGCUGUCUGUAGCGGCUCAUCCUAUUAUACGUCAAAGUGAAUUGCCAAAAGUGUCAGAUGAUAUCAAAGUUGAUAUGCCAAAAGUACCGGAGCCUCAACAACCAACACAACAACAACGACGACCGUCGUUGACAUCGCUGAAACGAUCUGCUUAUGAUUCUCCAUUACAGGUUAUCAAAGAGCUAAGUCUUGAAGAUAAGCAGAAGAGUGAAGAUUCCACAAACUCCCCAGACUCAUCUGAUUCACAAAGAUUUUCUAAAGUUACAAGCGUAUGAAUUUGAACCCAUCAUACACUAAAAAAAUGACUCCUGUUUUAUUUAUCGUUGUGCACUUACAUUAAUAUCUUUAGAAAUUAUCAGACCAUUGUUUUUGAAGCAUAACGUGUAAACCAAUUCUUUCAUUUAUGCACUGUUCAUGAAUCAACUCUUUUUAAGUGAUACAAAAAAUCCUUUAAAUGUAGAUGACUCGUGUAUCCUAGUAUCGUUUUGAUGUAGUCGUUAGGUGUAACACUUCCUAGAAUAUGAUAUUUGCGGUACAAACAUAUCUCACUAAUAAAGUUUGAUUUAUCAUAUAGGUCUA